AUGAUGUCUCGGCAGAGCUAUGUAGUAGCUGACACAUUCUCUGCUGAAGGUGCUAGAUUACUGGAUCAAUGGUAUGUUGGCUGUGAUGCCAAUUAUAUUGUAUGCGAAGGACCUUCUAUUCGAAAAUCUCUUGGGCACUCAAGUAAUCUUGUUACACCAGCAUGGGUUAUGAAGUCUGCAAAGGAAAUUCGUGUGCAGAGGCUUGUACAUUUAUCUGCAGAUUUGGCUAGGCAAACUGGAGCUUUGCUUGACAAGAUAGAAAAUGUAACCUUUAAGGAGGUCUUUGUAACAGUUGAUAAGCCUGUAACUUUAAGUCAUGAGUUUUACAGACAGAAAAUUUUAUUAGCAUUUACAACUGGGUUCACCGAAUUCUCUUCAAUCGGAUCAUCCGCCGAUGCCGAUGCCGUCUCCUUCUCGGCCAUCACCACGUCCUCUUCUCCAGCACUUGGAAUCUGGGGUUUAUCUGAAUUAUUGUUCUUAGCAGCUGAAGAAGGAGAAACUUCGAGGGCAGGAGAGGAUUACUCUUCAGAGUUGUUGGCACCAGUGAUUGAUGAAAGGCAAAAUAUUGCUAGUCUGGCUAAAGAUGGUGUCAGAAAGCUCCGGAAUCGCCAUAUGCAGACAUGUAAAACUCCAACACGUCCAAUAACCCCAAGCAGCCUUUUGGGUGCCCUCUGCUGGUCAAUAUCUCAGCCAACUUCAUCUGCUUCUAUUUAUACAAAUUCUUCAGGUGUUGAGAAUGCCGUUAAAAAUCAGACAUGUGAGUUCUUUGGGACAAAAGAGGACGUAAGGGAAUCAGAGACUUCAUUCGUGAACUUAUCCCGACCCCUUACAGAAAGGUCAUUUGAACUCUAA
This is a messenger RNA of Fraxinus pennsylvanica, 852 nucleotides long. NCBI's taxonomy places the organism in Eukaryota, Viridiplantae, Streptophyta, Magnoliopsida, Lamiales, Oleaceae. The record is from the annotation of a GenBank genome assembly.